AUGCCGCGUACAUUCGUCCCUCACUCCAUCCUUAUCCCCCUCCUCCUCCUUGUGCUCUCCUCUCUCCUCUCCGUCUCCUGCCGCCCAAGCCCUCUCGCCACCUCCAAUGCCUCCAAAUCCGGCGGCGGAAAAUCCGGCGGGAAACGCGGCGGGAGCCGCGGUGGGAAGCCAGGCGGGAAGCCCGGCGGGAAAUCCGGCGGGAGUAAGAAGGGCGUUUCCGCGCUGAGCUGCCCGUCGCCGUGGCCGGAGCUCGACAGCUGUCCCACCAGCGAGUCGCUCCCGCAACUCGAGGAUGCGCAAACUGAAUUCCCCGGAGCAGUGUGGGGCGCGCUGCGGCCGCACAAGGUGCCCGGGGUGCGCAACAGCCCUGCGGACGCCACGUGGCUGAACAAGGACGAGCGCGACACGGAGGUUUACAUCGAGGAGUGCUGCUCGCUGUGCGCGCUCAACGACGCAUGCGAGUACUGGACGUUCACGAGGAGAUUAGACUCCAUUAAGGGCACAUGUCAGCUCUUUUCCAGCCAGCAGUGCGCCGCUAGCAAGGCCUACUCCGCCAUCUCCGCCCCCGCCUCCUCCUCCGCCUCCUCCCCCCGCACCCGCCACCCCGUCUCCUCCCCCAAAGUCUCCUUCUCCUUCCGCAAGGCGCCAAAAGACGCCGCCCUUCCAACCCCAGGCGGCUCCGACGGCACGGGCGGCAAUGGCGGAGCGGGCGGCGGCACGGGAGCAGGGACGCUGUACAGCGACACGUCAGCGCCUGCCACGUCAGCAGCGGCUAACGUGGCGCGGGGGAGGCUGUACGGGGUGGAAUCGCCAGCAGCGGGAUGGAGCGUGAUUGGGGAGGCGGGGUAUCUGAGCAUUGGGGGGUGCUGUCAGGCUUGUAAGGCGGGGGCUAGCAAUGACUGCUACUACUGGACGUGGCAGCACGAUCCAAAGGAGGGGGAUUAUGACCGAGGGCUGUGCACGCUGUUCCACAGCCAGGCGUGUCGCUUCAUGACAGACGAGGGCUUUCUCUUCCCACCCGUGUUUGACCCUGCACAGACCAAUACGUUUAUGUUCCCCCUGCCCUGCUACUCAGCUCUGUAA
Molecule: messenger RNA, 1083 nt
Organism: Closterium sp. Yama58-4
Lineage: Eukaryota; Viridiplantae; Streptophyta; Zygnematophyceae; Desmidiales; Closteriaceae
Source: the annotation of a GenBank genome assembly